CCCCCUCCCCCUCCCACCCGAGUUUCAGGUGAAUGGGUCACCGAGGGAGGUGACCACAGCACGCCUCGCCUGCCAGCGAGCGCCCACCUCCUGUCUCUCCUUCCCAGCGUGAGUCCGGGGCGCGCUGGGCGCUGGGCACAGAGGAGUCCGCCGAGUGCCACAGAUUGCUUAUCUUGGGAGCUACUGAGACAUUGCUCAUCCUAAAGAUCAGGUGACCAGUGACGCCACCAUGUCAUCAAGGCCUUUUGAAAGCCCACCUCCCUAUAGACCUGAUGAAUUCAAACCAAAUCAUUAUGCACCAAGCAAUGACAUAUAUGGUGGAGAAAUGCACGUUCGACCGAUGCUGUCUCAGCCAGCAUAUUCUUUUUACCCAGAAGAUGAAAUCCUUCACUUCUACAAAUGGACCUCUCCCCCAGGAGUGAUUCGGAUUCUGUCUAUGCUCAUUAUUGUGAUGUGCAUAGCUAUAUUUGCCUGUGUUGCCUCCACGCUCGCCUGGGAUAGAGGCUAUGGAACUGGCCUUCUAGGAGGCGGCAUCGGCUAUCCUUAUGGAGGAAGUGGCUUUAGUGGCUACGGAAGUGGCUAUGGGUAUGGUUAUGGCUACGGUUAUGGCUAUGGAGCAGGCUACACGGAUCCAAGAGCAGCCAAGGGCUUCCUCUUGGCCAUGGCUGCCUUUUGUUUCAUUGCUUCCUUGGUGAUAUUUGUUACCAGCGUUAUAAGAUCUGAGUUGUCUAGAACAAGGAGAUAUUACUUGACUGUGAUAAUACUGAGUGCCAUCCUGGGCAUCAUGGUGUUUAUUGCCACAAUCGUCUACAUAAUGGGUGUCAACCCCACUGCCCAGGCAUCUGGAUCUAUGUAUGGCUCACAGAUAUAUGCCCUCUGCAACCAGUUUUAUGCACCUGCAGUUAGUGGGCUCUACAUGGACCAGUAUUUGUAUCACUACUGUGUGGUGGAUCCCCAGGAGGCUAUUGCCAUUGUGCUGGGAUUCCUCAUUGUUGUGGCUUUUGCUUUAAUAAUUUUCUUUGCUGUGAGAACUCGAGGAAAGAUGGACCGUUAUGAUAAGUCUAAUAUUUUGUGGGACAAGGAACGCAUUUAUGAUGAGCAGCCCCCCAAUGUUGAAGAAUGGGUUAAAAACGUUUCUGCAGGCACACAAGACAUGCCUCCACCCCCGUCUGACUAUGUGGAGAGAGUUGACAGUUCCAUGGCAUACUCUUCCAAUGGCAAAGUGAAUGGCAAGCAGCCCUAUCCAGAACCUUCCUAUAAGUCAACACCUUUGGUGCCUGAAGUGGCGCAGGAGCUUCCCCUCACCUCCCCUGUGGACGACUUCCGGCAGCCUCGGUACAGCAGCACCAGUAACUUCGAGACACCUUCAAAGAGGGCUCCCACGAAGGGAAAAGCAGGCAAGCUGAAGAAAGCAGAGCAGGACCACUACGAAACAGACUAUACCACGGGCGGCGAGUCCUGUGACGAGCUGGAGGAGGACUGGAUCAGAGAGUAUCCACCCAUCACUUCAGAUCAACAAAGACAGCUCUACAAGAGAAACUUUGACAGUGGCCUUCAGGAAUACAAGAGUUUGCAAGCAGAACUUGAUGAUGUCAAUAAAGAACUCUCCCGUUUAGAUAAAGAAUUGGAUGACUAUAGAGAAGAAAGUGAAGAGUACAUGACUGCUGCGGAUGAAUACAACAGACUGAAGGAAGUUAAGAGAUCAGCAGAUUACAGAAAUAAGAGGAAUUACUGCAAGCAGCUGAAGAGCAAAUUAUCACACAUUAAGAAGAUGGUCGGAGACUAUGAUAGACAGAAAACAUAGAGGGCAGAUGCCACAUUGCUGGAAAAAUGAAGGAGUCUCUAGGGUCUCUGCAAUGUUCUCAGAAGGCAAAUGACUUUGGACUAUAAACCAAGAAGCCAAUGGUAGCUUUUAUAUUGUCAGUUUCAUAUCAUCAGUAUUGAAACAUUUUAUAAAUAACAUUUGAUAGUCAGUUGGGCUGAACACUCCAAUUAAGGAUUUUAUAGUUUAAACAUUGGUUUCUGUAUUAAGAACAAAACACUAGGCCAGGGGUGGUGCUGCACAGUUGUAAUUCUUGCACUGUUCAAGCAAGAUGAUUGCAAUUCUAGCCGGCCUGGGCAAUUUAAGGACUUAGCCAGAUCUUUGGUUUGUUUGUUUGUUUGUUUGUUUGAGACAGGAUCUCACUAUGUAUUCUAGGCUGGCCUUAAACUCACUGUGUAGCCCAGGUUGGCCUUGAACUCAGUAAUCCUCCUGUGUCAGCCUCCUGAAAAAAUAAAGGGCU
This is a messenger RNA of Heterocephalus glaber (naked mole-rat), 2282 nucleotides long. It is a transcript of the gene Ocln, whose product is annotated as occludin. NCBI's taxonomy places the organism in Eukaryota, Metazoa, Chordata, Mammalia, Rodentia, Bathyergidae. The record is from RefSeq and is a predicted model, not a curated record. Gene Ontology annotation, cellular component: apical plasma membrane; cytoplasmic vesicle; bicellular tight junction. Gene Ontology annotation, biological process: bicellular tight junction assembly.